Molecule: messenger RNA, 1800 nt
Organism: Chelonoidis abingdonii (Abingdon island giant tortoise)
Lineage: Eukaryota; Metazoa; Chordata; Testudines; Testudinidae
Gene: METTL21C
Product: methyltransferase 21C, AARS1 lysine
Source: RefSeq, a predicted model, not a curated record
CGAUUCCUUCCCCAAAUCCCUGCCCUGGCCCCGCCUCUUCCGCAGCUCCUCCCUUGAGCACACCACAUUCCCACUCCUCCCCUCUCCCUCCCGGAGCUUGCUACAGCUGUUUGGCUUGGCUUUCACUCCAGCAUAAAUGGUUCCCAUGAUGCUAAUCAAUUCAAAACAUUUCAAAGAUUAAUCACCUUCCUUGCCUCUUCUGCUCUAUUUGGGAAAAGAAGUUGCCCAUAUCUGUUGCGGGAGGGGUCAGGAUCCUUGUCUUGCUGCAGCUGCUCUCAGGGUAUCAGAGAGCAGCCAGGCUGUUUGCUGAAGCUGUUUCCAGUCACAGUCAUAGCCCCCAUUGCCCCUGGCAAUUUUAAGGAGUGAAAAAGCCAGGACUGCUGGAGUGAAGAGGAGAGGGUAGUUUGCCAGGUGCAUGCCUGUAUAAAAACCGUUAGGGUGGUCUGAGAAGAUGCACAGGAAACUUCAAACUCACUCUCCUAAAGAAGCAUUCCUGCUAUGAUCUCCACACAGCACCUGCCACGCCGCAACGAAAUUCAAAGAGCAAUGGACUGCCCAAGCAGAGAGAAGGAGCUUAAUGAACAGCAGUCUGAAUGUCAGGAUGAGUCUAAUUGCCCUGACUAUUCAGAAUCCAAUUCAGAAUCACCAAGAAUUCUUAAAAUACUGCAGAAGUGGAUUCCUACAGUUUCUCCCUAUUUUGACAAGGAGCAUUAUUGUUACGCAGAUCAUCAGAUCACUAUUCAAGAAUCAUUAGACCACUUCGGAGCUAUAGUAUGGCCCGGUGCAUUGGCUUUAUCUCAGUACCUGGAAUCAAAUCAACAAGAGAUCAACCUAAAAGACAAAAAGGUACUUGAAAUUGGUGCUGGAACAGGACUGGUAUCCAUUGUGGCUAGUAUACUAGGAGCUUAUGUUACAGCUACUGAUUUGCCUGAAGUACUUGAAAAUCUCAAACUGAAUAUUUCAAGAAAUACACAAAACAUGAAUAUACACCAACCUGAAGUGAGGAAGCUGGUGUGGGGAGAAGAUCUCAAUGAAGACUUCCCUAAAUCAACUCACCAUUAUGAUUUUAUUUUGGCAAGUGAUGUUGUCUACCACCAUACAUCCCUGGAUCCAUUACUAACAACAAUGGCAUAUUUAUGCCAGCCAGGGACAGUAUUAUUAUGGGCAAAUAAGUUCAGAUUCAGCACAGAUUUUGAAUUUGUAGAGAAACUUCGCAAUAUACUAAUUGUUACACUUCUAGCAGAAUUUCCAGAAUCAAAUAUCAAGCUGUUUAAAGCCACAGUAAAAGAGAAUUAAAACAAUACAGUCACAGUUCUGUUGCGCUUCAAAGUUUAUGAGCUUUUAGUUUUUAGUACAUAAUGCACACUAAGUGCAUUAAUGUCUAUAAACCUGUCCCUGAGUCUUUGAAUUUUGCACUUCAAUACACAUGAAAAAUUAAGAUGGAUGAUAAUAUCAGGACACUACUUAGUCUGAUUUUUCUCAUAAGCUUAUAUACAUGAUUUACUCAAGCAAAUCAAUUUAUUACCGCCAGAGGGUCCGCAGUAACACAAAACAACCAGAUAAAGUUCCAACAUUUCAAAUCAACUAUUAGAUCUAGCUAUACAGUAACUCCUCGCUUAACGUUGUCGUUAUGUUCCUGAAAAAUGCGACUUUAAGCGAAAUGAUGCUAUGCGAAUCCAAUUUCUCCAUAAGAAUUAAUGUAAAUAGCUGGGGUUAGGUUUCGGGGUAAUUUUUUUCACCAGACAAAAGACUAUAUAUUCCACAUAUAUACACACAUACACACCAUAUCCGUUUUAAACA